Messenger RNA from Prorocentrum cordatum, 803 nucleotides. Lineage: Eukaryota; Dinophyceae; Prorocentrales; Prorocentraceae. The record is from the annotation of a GenBank genome assembly.
CAAGCUGCACUGCACGCCCCCGCCCCGGCCCCCCUCGCUCGACCGGAGCUGCGAACAUGGCCCGCUCCCGCGCGGCGCUCCCCCUCGCGCUGGCCCUGGCCCUGCUGGUCGGCGCGGCUUGGCAGCGGGCGCCCGCGUUCGCCCCCGGCUCCCCGCGCGCCCCCGCGUCGCAGGUCGACGCCCGCCUCGCGGCCGCGGUCUCGGCCGGCCUGCUGCCCCUGGCGGUGGAGCAGCCCGCGGGCGCCUACGACAGCGUCGUGGCCAUGCUGCAGAGCUGGCUGGUUGGGGGCACCGUGCUCACCAUCAUCAUCGCGGCGGCGCUCGUGGCCGCGACGGCCAACCCGCUUUCGAAGCGGCGGGCGGCGGUCGCGGCCCAGGUCGAGGGGAAGCGGUGAGAAGCGGUGGGCUGCCUCACUCGGCGACCGGCACGCGCCCUGGCCCUCUGGCGCCACAGCAAGCCCAGGCUUCCGAGGAUCUGACUUCGGGAUCCCGUCAAGGGGGGCCCCGGUGUGUGUAGUGUUCGUGCGUCGAUCUGCGAACCUCCUGCGUGCCUCUUCGCGGCCCCGACGGAGAACCCCCUUUCGGGGUACAUCCAUCUUGUAGGUCGAUCCCCUGCCCGAGAUCCAGCUCACGCUGCGGUCGUGGCGCCGGAUGCUCCGGGCGCCGUGCUGGACGGCGGAGGUUUUUUGAAGCCGUCGGGGGCAGUCGCGCGGACGGGCUGCGGUCGGGUGUUCGGCCUUCGGGUCCACGCGCGCGCGCGUUCCGCGCGCGCCUCCUCGGGACGUCGGGCUGGGAGGGGGGGG